Messenger RNA from Grus americana (Whooping crane), 3231 nucleotides. RefSeq names its product ankyrin repeat and LEM domain containing 1 (gene ANKLE1). The coding region runs from base 229 to 3066 and encodes 945 amino acids. NCBI's taxonomy places the organism in Eukaryota, Metazoa, Chordata, Aves, Gruiformes, Gruidae. Gene Ontology annotation, molecular function: endonuclease activity. The record is from RefSeq and is a predicted model, not a curated record. The transcript is spliced from 7 exons.
CUGGGGCACAGCGCUGCCCGUGCCCGGCUGUGCCGCAGGGCGGUGCGGGUCCUGCUGGAGCAGGGGGGGGGCCCCCAACCCGCUGCUCCCGGAGGGGGUCACCCCCAUCCAUCCGGCCGCCGGCAGAGAGCGGGUGGGUGCUGGGCGCUGCCCGGGGCCGCCGCUGCGCCACGGCGGGGACCCCAAGGCCAGGUCACGGCCGGAGCCCCGCAGCGUGACCCCCCCGUGAUGCCAGAGCACCCAGCUGCGGGGCUGGUGGCACUGGUGCGACCCCGACCCGCUCCCCGCUCCAGGUGCACCGAGGAGCUGCUGUCGCGUGUCGCCGCGUCCCGGGGGUGCUGCCGGUGCCUCGAGCUCCUGCUGGAGAAAGGGGGGGACCCAGAGCCCCGAGACCAGCACGGGGAACGAGACGGCGACGUGGUGCUGGGACGAGUGCUGAUCCUGCGGGACUUGGCGCACGCCUGGGGCUGGCCCCCUGCGGAGGAUCCGGGGGGGCCCUGGCGCUCCCUGUCCUUCCUGACCGAGGAUGGCACCCAGGGCAGCGUCUGCCCCGGGGACGGCGCUGAGGGGGGGCUCCUGAGCAGCACCCGCAGGUCCCUGCUGGAGGAGCUGGAGCUGGGGGGCGGCUGCAGUUCAGGGGAGCCCCUGCACUGGUGGGGCUGUCCCCCAGAGCCUCCGUCCCUCUCCAUCCCCUCCGUCGCCCCACGGCCCCCCGCAGACCCCGGGGGCUCAGCUCUCCCCCCGCAGCCCCUUGCCUCCAGCACGCUGCUCUCGGCCGGGGAUGAGCUCGGGGAGGGACCCCAGACCGCGAGGGGAAGCACGGGGGGUCCCCCCGGGGGUGUCCCCGAGCCCAGCGCUGGGGACAGCCCCGGCCCCUCUCCACAGCAGGAGUUUGGUCCUGGGGGGUCCCCGAGCUCCCCCCAGCCCCGGUGCUACAGCAGGGUCCCGGGGGCACGCGGGGUGUCCCCAAGGGCUCCCCUGCUCCGCGGUGGCCUGAGCAACUGCUCCGUAGCGUGCCAGAGCCCUGGGGACAGCGAUGUCCUGGGCGCUGCGGCUCAGCACCGUCCCGGUGUCCCCCAGGGACCACCAGUGGGCUGGGCAGGGCUGGGGGGGGACAUCCCCAACCUGGGAACGACGGUACUCGAGGUGGGGGCCGGGGGCUGUGACCGCAGCAGCCUUGGGGACAGCAGCGGUGCCAGCGAGCGCUUCGUCAGUGCCGUGGAGACCCUGGAGCCCAGCGAGGCCGGGGGGUGCCCGGGGGCUCAGCACCGCCGCUCCCCCCAGCCCAGGGCAGCCGGGGGGCUGGAGCCAGGCAGAGCCCCCUCCCCAGCUGGAGCCGCUGCCUGGGAGCUGCCCCCCGCCAGCCCCCCAAAUACGGGGCAGGUGCAGGGUGAGGAUUUCUGGGGGGGCUCCAGGGCAGCCCCUUGCUGCGAGGACGGCUCAGAUGUGGGCGAUGGAGGGGAGCUGCUUUCCCGGCUCCAGGCGUGCAGCCUCCGGGGCUCCCCCCCCUGCACCCCAGGACCCCUUUGCAGCCCAGCCAGUCUCGCUGCUGGGGGUGUCGCCCCCCAGGGCCAGGAGCCCCCCAGGUACCACCACGUCACCCCCAGGACCAAAAGCCGCCUCCAGGCCUCUGCGGCACGGCUCAGCGCCUCCUCUUCCUCCUCCCUCUUUGACGAGACGCUGGAGAUGCCCCGGAGGCCCCCCAGGCUCAGAGCACCCCGGGGUGUCUCCAGGGACCCUGCCACCACCUUGGGGCACUGCAUCACCCUGGGGGCCAAGGAUGUGUCCGGUGGGGCCAGAGAGGGGACGGCCUCUUUGGAUGACACCGAGAUCUUCCCCAGAGCCCCCAGCCAGCCCAGCUCCCCCCUGGGGACCAGCAGCUCCCCCGGCUCCAGCCCCACGGUCCUGCUGGUCCCUGGGGACCACGGCCACCCCCAGGACUCCCCCUUAGGUGCUCAGGGUUCCCCCUGUGCUGCCGGCAGCCCCAACCCCAGGGUGCUGGAGGGUUGCUCUGGGUGGCAGGACCCCUCACCCUUGGGGACACGCCAGCCCCCAUGGCCCCACGGGAGUUUCAGCCGCCCCCCGGUCCCACGGCAGCUGGGCAGCGCCAUGGCGGAGCCAGGGAGCCCGGCCGUGCCGCUCUCGCCUGCCGGCCGCAGCACCCACCGCCACGCUGGGGAGCACCUGGAGGAGGGGGAGCGGGGACGGGCACCCACCGAGCGGCAUGGCCCCGGCACGGAGGCCACCACCAGCCCUGAGGAUGCCGCGAUCCAGGAUGGGCGAGCAUGCACCGCGCCACCGCGGCCUGUCUCGGAUGAAGCUCUGCGCCGGCGGCUGCGGGCGUUGGGGGAUGACCCGGGGCCCGUCACGGAGCUCACCAGGCGGCUCUACCUGCGGCGGCUGGAGGAGCUGGUGAGGGGACCCCGGGGGAGGUCGGCAGGACACAGCCCUGAGCUGGCGGCUGCGCUGCGGACCGGCCACGUCCCCGACUGUGCCCAGGACGAGCUGGCGCUGGCCCGGCAGUUUGACCGCCCCGACCGGAGCCGGCGCUGGCGAGAGGGGCUGGUCAAGUCCAGCUUCAACUACCUCCUCCUCGACCCCAGGACCACCCAGAACCUGCCGCUUCGCUCCCACCGCCUGAGCCCGGCCAAGUGCUUCAGGACCUUCGUCAAAGCCAUCUUCUACGUGGGCAAGGGGACGCGUGCCCGGCCGUACUGCCACCUUGCCGAGGCGCUGAGCCAGCACCGCGCCGGGACGCAGAAGGGCUGCCCCAAGGUGCGGCGCAUCCUGGAGAUCUGGGCGAGCGGGCAGGGCGUGAUCUCCGUGCACUGCUUCCAGAGCACCGUCCCGGCGGAGGCUUACACGCGGGAGGGCUGCCUCGUGGAGGCUCUGGGGCUGCAGACCAUCACGAACCAGAGGAAGGGGAACUGCUACGGCGUGGCGGCGAGCUGGCCGGCGGAGCGGCGCCGGCGCCUGGGCGUCCAUAUGCUGCACAGGGCCAUGCGCAUCUUCCUGGCCGAGGGCGAGCGGCAGCUCCGGCCGGCGGACAUCCAGGGCGGGCGCUGAGCACCCUGGGGUGCUGGGGGGCACCCCCUGCCUGCACCUUCCCUCUGCCCUGUCCCUGGAGGUGGCCGCGCUCUGGGCGCGGGUUUUAUGUCGUGAUCACUGGCGAGAAUUUUUCUAUUUUUCUGUUUUCCUAAAGGGUGAUAAAUAAAUCACUGCAGGUCUCUU